UGAAAACCCAUUUCAAAGCUCAAACAAAAACUGGAAACCCAUUUGGGAUUUUUUCAUUCAACCCUAAGUCCGAACUCUCCGCUGCCACUCGCCGUAAAUCAGUCACUCACGAGUCACGCCGCCGUCGUGGACAAGUUCUCCGGUGCCAUUCGCUGUCACCGACUCACCGAGCUUCUCCGGUGCCAUUUGCUGUCCUGACUCCUGUCACCGUAAAUCAGAUUCAAAAUUAGAACUGCACCGAGCUCGAAUUCAGGCUCGAGCUCGUUCAAGCUCGUUUAAGCUCGUUUGAUCGAGCUCGAGCUCAAGUACAACUUCAUACUCGCGAGCUCGAGCUCGAACACGCAUAUUGAAGCUUGAUUGAGCUCGAGCUCGCUACUGUUCAUCACGAGCCAAGCUCGAGUACCGAGAUACUCGGCUUGUAUACAUCCCUAAUCUGGUGGUUUCUGGCAAACCUUAACACCGUCUUCACCGUUCACUCGACUUUGGUUUUCAUAUCUGAAGAGAUUAAAACAUCAAAACGAAGCUCCCCUAGCUUCAUUAGAUUCUUACGCAGAUAUACCUUGCUAUAACUCCUGUUUAAGAUUUUGAGCUACUUUUCUUGAAGGCUUUUCUGGUUGAUGGUAAAUAAUGGCAAGAGUUAGAGAUAGAACUGAGGAUUUUAAAGAUGCUGUGCGGCAUACUGCUGUUUCUUUAGGUUAUGAUGAGUCCAAAUUGGCAGCCAUAAUGGCUUCUUUCAUAAUUCAUAAACCUCGGCAAAGAUCAUCUUUUACCAAAGCUGCUCUCAAGACUCUUGAAAGCAUUGGAGCUUUAGAACAGUUUAUGUCGAAGCAUCGAAAAGAUUAUGUGGAUCUGCACCGUACAACUGAACAGGAAAGAGAUAACAUCGAGCAUGAAGUUACUGCUUUUAUUAAAGCCUGCAAAGAGCAAAUUGAUAUUCUAAAAAAUAGCAUAAAUGAUGAUGAAGCAAACUCGAAGGGCUGGCUUGGUCUUAGAGCUGACAACUCCAAUGCUGAUACUAUAGCUCACAAACAUGGAGUGGUUCUGAUUCUAAGUGAGAAACUUCAUUCAGUCACUGCACGGUUCGAUCAGCUCAGAGCCAUCCGUUUCCAAGAUGCUAUCAAUAGAGCGACACCAAGAAGAAAACUUAAACGUGUUGCCGAUUCAAAGGCAGCAGAUACCUCAAGAUCAAACAUUUCAGAGAUCAGGGAGCUUGAUGGACCUCAACCUGAAUCUCUUAGUGUCCAGCAACAAUUAUUGGAUGAUGAAACACGUGCUCUUCAGGUAGAGUUGAGUAGUCUCCUUGAUGCUGUUCAACAAACUGAAACUAAGAUGGUUGAAAUGUCUGCACUGAAUCAUCUCAUGUCAACGCAUGUUCUGCAACAAGCACAACAAAUAGAGCUUCUUUAUGACCAGGCUGUCGAAGCUACAAAGAACGUAGAGCUUGGAAACAAAGAACUAUCUCAAGCUAUCCAGCGUAACAGCAGCAGCAGGACCUUUCUUUUGCUUUUCCUAUUUGUACUUACUUUUUCAAUCCUCUUUCUUGAUUGGUAUGGUUAAAUUUUCUUAUUUCAUCACCCAAAAAAGUUACUUGUAGUUUUGACAGAGUAAAGAGAAAGAAAAUAGAUAAAAA
This is a messenger RNA of Pistacia vera, 1630 nucleotides long. Its product is annotated as syntaxin-81. The coding region runs from base 628 to 1557 and encodes 309 amino acids. Gene Ontology annotation, biological process: retrograde vesicle-mediated transport, Golgi to endoplasmic reticulum. The transcript has 9 exons. The record is from RefSeq and is a predicted model, not a curated record. Gene Ontology annotation, cellular component: membrane; SNARE complex; endoplasmic reticulum. Lineage: Eukaryota; Viridiplantae; Streptophyta; Magnoliopsida; Sapindales; Anacardiaceae.